CCACUGCGCGGUGUAUGAAUCAUAACGCAUUGCUUUUUGCUGCGCUAGCAAAACACAAACUGCGAAGUCGAAGCACCUUUUCAGCGCAAGCAAGCCAAAAUCCUUCCUUCUUCCAGACCCUAGAGCUAGAUUGAGCCGACGUAAUAGGGGUGGGUUACCACUAGCAGAAGGUGCAAUUCAGAGACCGGCGAAAUGAGCGUGAUCGACAUCCUAACGCGAGUCGAUGCGAUCUGCAACAAGUACGACAAAUACGACGUCGAGAAGCAGAAGAAUCUCAAUGUCUCCGGGGACGACGCGUUCGCUCGCGGUUACGCCGCCGUUGACGCCGAAAUCGAAGCCGCUCUUGAGAAAGCGGAGCUUGCUUCCAAGGAGAAAAGCAAGGCGUCCAUUGUAGCUCUCAAUGCCGAGCUCCGUCGGACCAAGGCGAAAUUGCUCGAGGAGGUUCCAAAGUUGCAGAGGCUUGCAAUAAAGAAGGUAAAAGGCCUUUCGACAGAAGACUUUGCAGCCCGCAAUGACUUGGUGCUUGCAUUGCCAGAUAGAAUCCAAGCUAUUCCAGACGGUUCUGCAGCUGCAGCAAAACAACCUGGAGGUUGGGGGCCCUCAGCUUCCCACACAGAAAUCAAAUUUGAUUCAGAUGGUCGGUUUGAUGAUGAAUACUUUCAAGAAUCUGAGCAGUCAAAUCAGUUUAGGCAGGAGCAUGAAACACGUAAGAGGAGGCAGGAUCAAGGUUUGGAGAUGAUUUCAGAAGGUUUGGAUACUUUGAAAAACAUGGCUCAUGACAUGAAUGAGGAACUGGACAGGCAAGUUCCUCUGGCUGAUGAAAUCGAUUCCAAGGUGGACAAGGCAGCUUCUGACCUUAAGAACACCAAUGUUAGACUUAAGCACACUGUUACUCAGUUGAGAUCCAGCAGGAAUUUCUGCAUCGAUAUUGUUUUGUUGAUCGUAAUCUUGGGCAUCGCUGCUUAUUUGUACAAUGUAUUGAAGAAAUGAAACAAAGGGGUACUGUUGAUGGACUUAUCUCACGUUGUGAUAUGUUUGGCUUUCCUUUGCACUGUAAUGUACCUCAAUGACUCCGCUUGCUUGCCUUCCGUGUUUGGCUUGUCAAUCCUGUUUAUGAGUUUUCUGGCGCCAACUUGAAUGUACCUUUCUUGUGUAAAGAUCUCAGAAGUCAGUCAUAUAUGUAUUCAGUUAUCUUCUUUCCUGUUUGUCGAGCAGUAAAUGAUUUUGUGAUCUAAUUUUCCCAUAUCAUCUCUAACUUACGUCUAGUUUAAGUGAAAUGGUCUAGAAGCAGAAGCAGAAAAGCGCAAGUUCUAGAAGAGACUUAUCUUAUUAUAUGCCUCGGUGGCAGUUGAGGGUCACUAAGUUGAAUAUGAUUUCCUUAUUAGAUCACUGGGUUGAGGAUUCCUGCAUCUAGAGGUAAAAUGUUUCUGACUUUGUAGUAAACCAGUGAGUGUAAU
Linum trigynum is the source of this 1457-nucleotide messenger RNA. The record is from the annotation of a GenBank genome assembly. Lineage: Eukaryota; Viridiplantae; Streptophyta; Magnoliopsida; Malpighiales; Linaceae.